Paramisgurnus dabryanus is the source of this 2429-nucleotide messenger RNA. Its product is annotated as proteinase-activated receptor 4. The record is from RefSeq and is a predicted model, not a curated record. Gene Ontology annotation, biological process: positive regulation of Rho protein signal transduction; blood coagulation; thrombin-activated receptor signaling pathway. Gene Ontology annotation, molecular function: thrombin-activated receptor activity. Gene Ontology annotation, cellular component: plasma membrane. NCBI's taxonomy places the organism in Eukaryota, Metazoa, Chordata, Actinopteri, Cypriniformes, Cobitidae.
GACCAAUAAAGUUUUAAGUCUGUAAUGAAAGUUUUGCUUGGCAAAAUAAUUUCUACAUUUUAUUCAGUUGCUGUAUUGUCAGAAGUAAUUUUUAUAUUCACUUUUGGUUCAUGCUGAUCCAUAAUGGUACAACCGCCCUUUUAAAUUCUAAAUUUUUUUAACUCCUCCUAGAGCAUUUUUUUUUCAAUUUGCUUGAUCAAUUUGCCUUUGUUUCCUUGUUGAAGCAACUACUCACUCCCUGAAAGAUGAAGAGUCUUAUUCAAUGGUCUGAGUUCAUGAGAUCAAGGCAAUAAACAUCACACCAGCACCAUUGCAAUGUUUGUCAUUUCUCGAGUGAUCUUUCUUCAUCUCCUCCUGCACAUUUCUUCAGCUUCAGAGAAGACAGCCUCCAACAACAUUGGCAGGGGGCGAAGCCUUGCGCUGGUUAAUCAUACAUUACCGGAUGAGCAAAGGGAGCAGAUACAAAGCAAUGUCAUUGUAUUGCUGGUUCCUCUCCUCUGCCUCCUGUCCUUCAUCAUUGGGUUUCCUGCCAACUCGCUUGCCCUCUGGGUGCUGCUCUUCAGAACCAAGAAGCUCCCUUCCACCAUCCUGCUGAUCAACCUCACCAUCUGUGAUCUCAUGUUUCUGUUGGUCUUCCCCUUCCGUAUUGUUUAUCACUUUCGGGGCAAUGACUGGACUUUUGGUGAACCAUUCUGUCGUAUUGCGAUUGCACUAUUCUAUGGAAACAUGUAUGGUUCAGUGGUUUGUCUGGCACUUAUUGCUGUGGAUCGCUAUGUUGCUGUAGUUCAGCCUCUUGGUGCCAAGUCGUUCCGUAGUAACAGGAAUUUUGGGUGUAUGAGCGUAUUAGUUUGGAUAGUGGUUGCAACAGCAGCUGUGCCCUUAUUAGUCUCCAAACAAUCUUAUCAAAUAAAGAACCCUCCUAUAACAACCUGUCAUGAUGCUCUUCCACCAGAUCAGCAGGAAAACUUCUUUCUGCCUUAUUUUAUUGCCCUUUUCUCAAUCUUUUUCAUGUUUCCAUUGCUGGUAGUGGUGUUUAGUUAUGUUUCCGUCCUACGUACCCUUAUGGCUAAAAGGCAACGUUAUGCCUACGCUGUGAGAGUGAUUGUGUUGAUGUUGAUAGUGUUUGUGGUUUGUUUUUUGCCAAGCAACAUUUUUUUACUGUUGCAUUACUUAAAGAUAGACUUCAUUAAUAAUGAUCUUUACGUUCCAUACCUGAUCAGUUUGUCUCUCAGUACCUUUAACAGCUGCAUUGAUCCCUUCAUUUUGUACUAUUCGUCUAAAAACUUCAGGAAGAGAUGUAGUUUAAAAAGUGAAUCGGUAUGAUUUUAUCACUUAAAGGGGCAAUAAGUAGGAUUUUAAGUGUUUUAUUAAUCAAAAUCAAUGUCUUUAUUCAUAAAUAUGUCCUCGGUGGUGUCAAAUGACCUCUGCCAGUGAUCUGACUUUUCUUUGUAAGCUUAGAAUUUCUUCUCUUUACUUACAUUGAAUGGGUAAGUCCAAAUAGGCAUCCAUAUCGUUUCGCCAUAUUGAUAAACUAUAAUAGCAGAGAGGGACAAAAAGCACCAGCCUACCAACGCGUUUCCACAACGCGUUUUCAUUUAGAUCACGUGAACCAGCUGCAACGGACAAGGAGAUCAGCGAUUACAUAACGGCUACCACAGUUGCAACAUGCAUUUGGAAAGGGGAGGAGCUAGUAAGCACCGUUCGUUUGAAUGCAAAAUACAACUCCACCACUAGAUGGGGGUAGAUCCUACUGAUUGCACCUUUAAAGUACAUCUGAAGCAGCAGUGCUGCAAUCGAUUAUUUCAAAUCAUUGUUCUUUGUAUUUAACAUUUAACGUUUAUAGAGCUCCCUGAUAAUGAUGAUUAUAUCAGGUGUUAGACAAAUUUGCAGUGAUGUGUUAAGAAAUUAUUUUAACAUUACAUUGUUUGUUGCGUUUAUUUUCAUUUCUGUUUUGUCCCUGGCAUUUUCCCAGACAGUGUUACAGUACAAACAAACCUUACAAAAACAAUACUGCUGGACAUCUUGAGACAAAACAAUGGCACUGAUAUAUUUCAAGAUAUGUCAGUGCAAGGUGUUUUUAAAUUAAGUCAGCUCAAACAUGCAUUUUAGUCUGGGACUAUAAGCCCUGUCUGGAAAAUCUCCCACAUAUCAUGGUUUUGUUAAUCACCUUGAAUUUUCACUGUGUAUGAAAUGUGCUCUAUAAAUAAAUUUGCUUUGACAAAUGAAAGGAGACAUUAAAUAGAAGUAUAGGAUUCAAGCAACAUGUAUAAAUUAAUCACAAUGAUUUAAAAAUGUAAUUCAAAUAUUUUUUUGCAAUGGUUUUUUUAUACAGGUAACUCUAAUAUAGAAAAUCUAUACUGGAAAGGAUCUGAUUGUCAUUGUAGUAUGAUAAAUAAAAUACACAAUAAAAUUGACCUUGAUUAAGAGCA